Molecule: messenger RNA, 1005 nt
Organism: Panicum virgatum (switchgrass)
Lineage: Eukaryota; Viridiplantae; Streptophyta; Magnoliopsida; Poales; Poaceae
Exons: 1
Coding region: 1-1005 (334 amino acids)
Source: RefSeq, a predicted model, not a curated record
AUGGCGCUCUCGCCAAGCCACUCCGGCGUCUCCUCCUCCUCUGAUGACGACGAUGCUCCUCCCGUCGCCCCAGCCUACUCUUAUGUGAUUCAAGGCAUCUCCAUCCGCCACCAUGUUCCGGUCAUCCUCGACAUGGACGAAGGCAACUACAGCCAGUGGCGCCUCUUCUUCGACUCCACACUCGGCAAGUUUGGCCUCCGCGGCCAUGUCCGCACCACCACUCCCUCUGCGGAUCGCAACGGCGAGUGGCGCAUGGUGGACUCUUGCAUCGUCAACUGGAUCCUCACCAUGGUCUCCAGCAGCAUCUUCGACAUGGUUCGGCGCGAUCGCCUGGACGCCUUCUUCCUCUGGCACGCCAUCGAGGGUUUGUUCCGCGACAACGAGCUGCAGCGCGCCGUCCUCCUCGAGACCGAGCUCCGCUCCGUGCAGCAAGGCGACAUGUCCAUCAACGACUACUGCACCAAGCUCAAGCGCGUCGCCGACAAGCUGCGGGACAUCGGCCAUCCGGUCUCCGAACCGAGCCAGGUCCUCAACCUCCUCCGUGGCCUUAACCCUCGCUACCGCGACGUCAAGCCGGUGAUCACUUCCAAGUACCCGCCGCACACCUUCCAGAGUGCCCGCUCUUUCCUCGUUCUUGAGGAAAUGGGCGCUCAGCACGAUGCGAACACUAAGGCCAGCCAAGCCCUCGCCGCGACGCACGGUGACUCGUCCAACUCCUCUUCCACCGGCGCCAAAGAUGGAUCCUCUUCCAUUCCAUCCCGAUCCAACAAUGGCGGUGGCAAGGCUCGCUCCUCCAACAGAUCCGAUCGGCGUCGUAGUCGGGGUCGCGGCAACAACAACAACACCGGCAACGGCGGCAGUUCUCGCUCCAACUACCAGUCUGGCGGCUCUCAGUCUGUGCCUUGGCCCGCGGGCUACAACCCUUGGCUGGGCAUGGUGCAGGCCUGGUCCAUGCCUUUCCGCGUGCCGGGUGCCGGCGUUCUGGGGCCCCGCCCGCCGUUCUAG